Molecule: messenger RNA, 1711 nt
Organism: Antechinus flavipes (yellow-footed antechinus)
Lineage: Eukaryota; Metazoa; Chordata; Mammalia; Dasyuromorphia; Dasyuridae
Exons: 2
Coding region: 347-1711 (454 amino acids)
Source: RefSeq, a predicted model, not a curated record
UCGCACUCGCUCUCAUACUCUCUCUCUCGCACUCGCUCACCCACUCGCUCUCGCACUCGCUCUCAUACUCUCUCUCUCGCACUCGCUCACCCACUCGCUCUCGCACUCGCUCUCAUACUCUCUCUCUCGCACUCGCUCACGCACUCGCUCACGCACUCGCUCUCAUACUCUCUCUCUCGCACUCACUCGCACUCGCUCACGCACUCGCUCUCGUACUCUCUCUCUCGCACUCGCUCACGCACUCGCUCUCGCACUCUCGCACUCGCUCUCAUACUCUCUCUCGCACUCGCUCACGCACUCGCUCUCGCACUCUCGCACUCGCUCUCAUACUCUCACGCACUCGCUCAUGCACUCGCUCAUGCACUCGCUCUCGUACUCUCGCGCUCUCGCUCUCGCACUCGCUCUCAUACUCUCUCGCACUCGCUCAUGCACUCGCUCAUGCACUCGCUCUCGUACUCUCUCUCGCACUCGCUCUCUCUCUCACACACACUCACUCUCGUACUCUUUCGCGCUCUCUCGCACUCGCUCUCGUACUCUCUCUCUCUCACUCGCUCUCGCACUCGCUCUCAUACUCUCUCUCUCACUCGCUUACGCACUCGCUCAUGCACUCGCUCUCGUACUCUCUCUCGCACUCUCUCUCUCGCACUCGCUCAUACACUCGCUCUCGUACUCUCUCUCGCACUCGCACUCGCUCAUGCACUCGCUCUCAUACUCUCGCGCUCUCUUUCGUACUCACUCUCGUACUUUCUCUCUCUCUCGUUCUCUGUCUCUCGCACUCGCUCUCGCACUCGCUCACGCACUCACUCUCGUACUCUCACGCUCUCUCUUUCGCACUCACUCUCGUACUCUCUCUCUGUCUCUCUCACUCGCUCUCACACUCGCUCACGCAUUGGCUUUCGUACUCUCGCUCUCUCUCGCACUUGCUCACGCACUCGCUCUCUCUCGCAGUUGCUCUCACCCGAGUUUGUGUCUGUCUCUCGUUCUCUCAUUCUCUAUCUCUUUCUCUCUCUCUGUUUCUGUCUCUGUGUGUCUGUCUGUCUCUCUUGCUCUCACUCUUUCUCUGAUUCUCUAUCUCUCUCCCUCUCUCUGUCUCAUUGUUCUCUCCCCCCCUUUUCUCUUUCUGUGUGUGUCUCUCUCUAAUUCUCUCUGUCUCUCUCUCUCUAAUUCUCUCUGUCUCUCUCUUUGUCUGUCUCUCCCUCUCUCUGUACACUGUCUCUUCCUUCCUCUCUCCCUCCUUCCCUGUCUGUCGCUCUGUCUCUCUCUGUCUCUCUAUCUCUGUAUGUGUGUGUAUCUAAUUCUCUCUGUGUGUCUCUUCCUCCCUGUGUCUCUGUCUCUUUCUCUCUCUCUCCCUCUGUCUGUCUCUCCCUCUCCCUCUCUUGCCUCUGUUUGUCUGUGUGUGUCUGUCUCUCUUCUCUCUCUCUUUGUUUCUACCCUCAUAAGACAGAACACCUCUUUAAAUCUCCAUAUCAGAAUGAAAGGAAAACAUCUAUCCACAUCUUUACAUCUUUGCAAGAAGAUCCUGAUGGCUGGGGCCAGAGAUGCCGACUUGAAGAAAUCUGCCUUCCUCAGUCUUGCCAAGAUGUACACAAAAGCAAUCUGGCAGCACCAGUUCCAGUUCACUACCUCUGUCCUUUCGCCCAUUGUUGUUUCCCUAGGAGGAGCAGAAGUUAGCCAUUCAGAUAUGGAUCCAAGGAACACACUGCUCAAUUAA